AUGGAGUUCGUGCGCGCGCUGUGGCUCGGCCUGGCGCUGGCGCUGGCGCUGGGGCCCGGGCCCGCCGGGGGCCACCCGCAGCCGUGCGGGGUCCUGGCGCGCCUGGGGGGCUCCGUGCGCCUGGGCGCCCUCCUGCCCCGCGCGCCCGCCGCCCGCGCCCGCGCCCGCGCCGCCCUGGCCCGGGCCGCCCUGGCGCCGCGGCUGCCGCAGAACCUGAGCCUGGAGCUGGUGGCCGCCGCGCCCCCCGCGCGCGACCCCGCCUCGCUGGCCCGCGCGCUGUGCGAGGUGCUGGCGGCGCCGGGCGCGGCGGCCGUGCUCGCCUUCCCCGCGGCGCGGCCCGAGCUGCUGCUGCUGCACUUCCUGGCGGCCGCCACCGAGACCCCCGUGCUCAGCGUGCUGCGGCGGGAGGCGCGCGCGCCCCUGGGCGCCCCGAACCCGUUCCACCUGCAGCUGGCCUGGGCGAGCCCCCUGGAGACGCUGCUAGACGUGCUGGUGUCGGUGCUGCGGGCGCACGCCUGGGAGGACGUCGGCCUGGCGCUCUGCCGCGUGCGGGACCCCCAUGGCCUGGUGGCCCUCUGGACGAGCCGGGCUGGCCGAGCCCCGGAGCUGGUGCUGGACCUGGGCCGGCCGGACGUGGGCGAGGCGGGGCUGCGGGCACGCCUGGCCCCGCUGGGGGUGGGGGCGGUGGCGGGGGGCACGGCCCAGGUGCCCGCGGCCGUCCUCCUCGGCUGCGACGCCGCCCGCGCCCGCCGCGUGCUGCAGGCCGCGCCCCCGGGGCCCCGCUGGCUGCUGGGCACGCCGCUGCCCGCUGAGGCCCUGCCCACCGAGGGCCUGCCGCCCGGGCUGCUGGCACUGGGCGAGGUGGCCCGGCCCCCGCUGGAGGCCACUGUCCACGACGCCGUGGAGCUGGUGGCCCGGGCGCUGGGCGGCGUGGCCCGUGUGCAGCCAGAGCGAGCCCUCCUCCCCGCCGGGGUCGACUGCAACGACCCUCAGCCCGCCGGGCCCGAGUCCUCGGGCCGCCUCUUGGCGCAGUUCCUGGCUAACACGAGUUUCCAGGGCCGCACGGGGCCCGUGUGGGUGACCAGCUCCUCCCGGGUCCACACGUCCCGGGCCUUCCGCGUGUGGAGCCUGCGCCAGGACCCUCGGGGCGCGCCAGCCUGGGCUACGGUGGGCACCUGGCGGGACGGGCGGCUGGAGCGGGAGCCGGGGGGCGUGGCCGCGCGGCCCCCACCCCCGCCGGGCGCCGGGGCGCGGCCGAGGCUGCGCGUGGUGACCCUGGUGGAGCACCCAUUCGUGUUCGCCCGCGAGCCGGACGAGGACGGCCAGUGCCUGGCGGGCCAGCUGUGCCUGGCGCCCGGCACCAACGACUCGGCCGCCCUGGACGCGCUGUUCGCGGCGCUGGCCGACGGCUCGGCGCCCCGGGCCGUGCGCCGCUGCUGCUACGGUUACUGCAUGGACCUGCUGGCGCGGCUGGCGGAGGACGCGCCCUUCGACGUCGAGCUCUACAUCGUGGGCGACGGCAAGUACGGCGCCCUGCGCGGCGGCCGCUGGACCGGCCUGGUGGGCGACCUGCUGGCCGGCCGGGCGCACAUGGCGGUGACCAGCUUCAGCAUCAACUCGGCCCGCUCGCGGGUGCUGGACUUCAGCAGCCCCUUCCUCGCCACCAGCCUGGGCAUCCUGGUGCGCGCGCGGGACGCUGCCUCGCCCCUCGGCGCCUUCACGUGGCCGCUGCACUGGGCCAUGUGGCUGGGCGUCUUCGCCGCCCUGCACCUGACCGCGCUCUUCCUCACGCUCUACGAGUGGCGCAGCCCCUACGGCCUCACGCCCCGCGGCCGCAACCGCGCCACCGUCUUCUCCUACUCGUCCGCCCUCAACCUCUGCUACGCCAUCCUCUUCGGCCGCACCGUCUCCAGCAAGACGCCCAAGUGCCCCACCGGCCGCCUGCUCAUGAACCUCUGGGCCAUCUUCUGCCUGCUCGUGCUGUCCAGCUACACGGCCAAGCUGGCCGCCGUCAUGGUGGGCGACAAGACCUUCGAGGAGCUGUCGGGGAUCCACGACCCCAAGCUGCACCGCCCGCCCCCCGGCUUCCGCGUGGGCACCGUGCGCGAGAGCAGCGCCGAGGCCUACAUCACGGCGAGCUUCCCCGAGAUGCACGCGCACAUGCGGCGCCACAGCGCGCCCACCACGCCCCGCGGCGUCGCCAUGCUCACGAGCGACCCCCCCCAGCUCAACGCCUUCAUCAUGGACAAGGCGCUCCUGGACUAUGAGGUCUCCAUCGACGCCGACUGCAGGCUGCUGACCGUGGGCAAGCCCUUCACCAUCGAGGGCUACGGCAUCGGCCUCCCCCAGAACUCGCCGCUGACCUCCAAGCUGUCCGAGUUUAUCAGCCGCUACAAGUCCUCGGGCUUCAUGGACCUGCUCCACGACAAGUGGUACAAGAUGGUGCCUUGUGGGAAGCGCGUCUUCGCCGUUACAGAGACCCUCCAGAUGGGUAUCUACCACUUCUCGGGGCUCUUCGUGCUGCUCUGCCUGGGCCUGGGGAGCGCCCUGCUCUGCUCUCUGGGCGAGCACGUCUUCUACCGCCUGGCGCUGCCGCGCAUCCGCAGGGGCCACCGGCUGCAGUACUGGCUGCACACGAGCCAGAGAAUCCACCGCGCCCUCCACGCGGAGCAGCCCGACGGGCAGGAGGAGCCGCAGCCCAGGGCUCCUGAGGAGCAGCGGGAGGACACUCCGGCCGCGCCCGCGGGCCCGGGGCGCUGGACACGGGAGCGCCACGUGCGCUUCCUGCUGGAGCCGGCGGGGGCCGCUGUCGCACCGGACGCGGACACAGACGCGGACGCGGCGGGGUCGCCCGAGGGCCCCGUCUGGCUCUGCUCCAACGGCCGCCCGCCCGCCGCGCCGCCCACGGGCGCCCCCCGGCCCGGCGACCCGGAGGGGCUGGAGGAGCUGGAGGCGCUGGAGCGGCGCAUCGCGGGCGCGCGAGAGCGGCUGCGGCGGGCGCUGGGGCGGCGCGCGGAGCUCCUGGCCCAGCUCGGGGACGGCGCCCGCCAGCGGCCGCUGCGCCUGCUCCGGGCCCGCGCCGAAGGGCCCGGGGCCGCCCGGUGACGGCGACGCGGCUCCACCAGGGGCGCGCGUCCGCGGUGACCACGCCCCGCGCCUGCGCAGAAGCCCAUCCCGCCCGGGAGCGGCGGCGCCGUCCCCUCCGGUCCCCACACAUGCACACGCGCGCACAGACACACACGGAGAC
Diceros bicornis minor is the source of this 3247-nucleotide messenger RNA. It is a transcript of the gene GRIN3B, whose product is annotated as glutamate ionotropic receptor NMDA type subunit 3B. The record is from RefSeq and is a predicted model, not a curated record. Gene Ontology annotation, biological process: synaptic transmission, glutamatergic; ionotropic glutamate receptor signaling pathway; monoatomic ion transport. Bases 1 to 3105 code for a protein of 1034 amino acids. The transcript is spliced from 9 exons. Gene Ontology annotation, cellular component: plasma membrane; postsynaptic membrane. Gene Ontology annotation, molecular function: NMDA glutamate receptor activity; transmitter-gated monoatomic ion channel activity involved in regulation of postsynaptic membrane potential. Lineage: Eukaryota; Metazoa; Chordata; Mammalia; Perissodactyla; Rhinocerotidae.